AUGAAGCCGAAUAACCAAUACCCAUCCCAGAACAACGGCAGCUACCGAAACAGCACAGUAAACAAUGACACAGGUGUAAGCAAUGAAAAUCCCCCCAGCUACCCGAUAACCAGUAACAAUGGGAGCAUGUUCUCCAGGGGUAUGCAAGACAGGAGUCACAAUCCAUCGAAUGGGGCACCGAUGAGUCAGAGCAACAGAGGAGGAACUACAAAUAAUGUCAUGAACAAUUUUUCCAAAUCUUCUACCAUUAAUUAUCCACCAAAUAAUCACACGUUCUACAACCAACACAAUAUGCCCUAUAGUAAUAAUGGCUUCAGCAAGAGUACGUAUGGAAGUAAGAACAGCCAGCCAAUGAUGAAUAAUGUCAAGAUGAUAAAUUCGAUGUGGAAGGCAGGUGACAGUUUAGUCCACGACAGGAAUGACGUCCUAAACAAACCGUUCAGUGCCACCAAUUAUAGCAACUUUCCCAGUAACGUCAAAGGACGGGCGGAUGAAAAUGUGGGGAACUUUUCCCAAAUAACUUAUCGCACUGUUAUACAAAAUAAUAAUGAGGCAGUUGUAAAAAAUGGACUCAUGGCACCUGACUUGAGCAGUAAUGCUAAUGUGGGCACCACCAACAGCAUCAACAAUGUUAACAACUUAAGUAGAAUAAACACGGUGGAUUUUAAUUCUCAUGUUAAUGCGUCUGGCCGGUUGAAUAGCGUAAUAGGGAGGAACACUGGCAUGGUUAACGGUGCUGCUUUUAGCAUUGGUAAGCCAUUUACAAAUUUGAGUACUAUGCACGCCAGUAUGAACUCGUACCAUGUGAAGAAUGUUAUACCUGGUGAGGUGGGCAGUGGAGUGCCCGAUGUUAUGCUUAUCAACGGGAAUAAACUAAACGACAGCGCCCCGGGAAACGUAAAUAAAGGCUUACACCAUGUGAGAAGUAACCUGAAUAGGAACUUGGCCCCGUUGGGCGGUGCCCACGGUUAUCCUGUGAUGGGGAGUAGCAACGGUGGUAGGAACAAUAUUCACUCUGUGAGCGGCAUGGGCGGGAUGACCGCCAUGGCAAAUCUCAACGGAGCCAAUUACAACAUGAGCAAUUUAAAAAGUUCCAUGGGGAAUCUAAACAGAGGUAGCGCAAACGACGCAGGUGGUGAAAGGAAUUUGAGCUCAAAUUUGAGCUCAACUUUAAGCCCCAAUUUGAGCCGUUACCCAGGCGCGAUGAGAAACCUUGGUGUCAGCAGCGGCCACAAUACGGAUGACGUGGAAAUUAUGCAAGUCAGUGGGAACAGCCCCAGCAGCGCAAUAACCAUUGAGUCGUCGAAAACGAAGAGCUACCAAAAGAGUAGUAGCAAAGUUAACCCAAACGAGCUAAAUGAAACAAAAGGUAAAAGUAACAACAGUGUCGUUAGUAACACACCGGUCCUGCAUAACCACCUUAGGAGUGACAUGCGUCCCAGUCCAGCGUCGAAGAACCAGCAUGGGUUCCUCGUAGAAAAUGGAAAAAAUAAUCUAAGUCAAGACCCCUACAGUGCACACAACGCCGGUAGCAAUUUCGACGGUAACGCAAAUGCAGGAGGAAAGGUUCAGGGAAUACACAACGUGAACUGUAGCAUGAACGGCGGCAUGAACAGCGGCAUGAACAGCGGCAUGAAUAGCGGGCUGAAGAGUGACCCCCCCGGCUACGUCCACAGCAGAAAGGCACAGAUGAACCCAAAUGCCUGCGCCAAUGAGCAGAAUGCGAAUCUGCUAAGCGCUAGUAGUUUCUUGCAGAGCGCAGGAAGUAUACCAGGAGUGGAAGACAAGAAUGUUUCCAUCCGCCAGUAUGACGCCUAUAACGUCCAAGGAGAUAAAGCAGAAAAUGGAAAAACUAACAACGUCAUAGGUGACCCGAAAGAGGACACCAAUCCCUUGAUGAAUAAUAACUCUGUUUCAUUGGAGAAAACGAAAAAGAGAAAGAGAAAGGAGGAAAGCAAAGAGCAGGGGAUGGAACAGGACACCCCCCCCAAGGGUACCAAAAGAAAAAGCAAAAAUGCGCAAAAUAACUCUGAACAGAAUAUGAUAACGAACAGCGAUGCGAAUCCUUUACAGGACGUGCCGAGUAGCCAUUUGGAUAAUCACAUAGCUGAUUGGGGAAACGGUGCACAAAUGAUUAACGAUCCAUUGAAUAACAAGAUUUCGAAGAGAAAGCUAAAAGUGAAUAAUGCGGAAAAUGCAAAAAAUGACGAAAAAAAGAGAAAAAAAAAAAGGAUGGAAUCAACCGAUCCGGGAAGUAGUUACCAAUCAGGGCAGGAAAACAGCGAGGUGGGUCAAACAAGUGAAUAUCUUACUGAGGAUCGAAACGGGUUCUACAUCAGUUCGAGUGUGGCACAUGAAAAUAUGAACAAUGGUGUGAUGAGCACGUAUGCAAGUGCUAACUAUUUGAAUAACCCCAUUAACAGGUCUCCUCAGACUGACUAUUACAACAGUUUUAAUCCAGACACACCAGCGGAGGUUCGUGACGUAAGUAGCAACUGGGGUGAAAGGGAAAAUAUAAAAAUGAGGAACGGCAACCACGUAGACGGUACAGUUAACCCUAACAUUGUAAAAGGGGUUAGGUAUAACCCCAACGUGUCAGAUGGUAACACAAGGAUGAACGAUUUCGUGAAUGGGCAGUUUAGAGAAAAUAAUAUUGGGCAGAUCUUACGCGAUGCGAACUUGAGUAAUGGUGCCCAGGGAACUACACACUGUUACAUUGGAGGCGAGGCAAACAAACAGAUUAAUCACAAUUUAACCCACAUGGUAGCGCAACAGGGAAACAACGAAAUGUAUAAGGAGCAGUCUCUACAGAGGGAGCAAUAUCUGCAGAGGGAGCAAUUAUUAGGGAAGGAUCAAAUGAAUGUUGACCCCAAAUUCGUUUGGCUGUUUCUAAAUAAAGAAUUCAGUGAAAAUAAAAAUAAGUAUGCUGCCUUUUUGCCCCUCUUUAAUAGUUACUACCCCAGUAAGCUGAACGAGUUGAUUUUCCAGUUAGAGGAUUAUUCCUUGCUAAGCUAUGCACACAUUAUGAGUGGUGCGCUCGCGCUGCAGAGGAAGCACUUGAGAGGCUUUAGCCCCGGCGUGGUGGGAACUGGGGACUAUGCCGCGAGCAUCACGAGCGUCGCUAAUGCUGCUAAUACUGCUAAUGCUGCUAAAACUGCUAAUACUGCUCCUGCUUCUAAUACCGCUAAUGCAGCCAAUGUGACCAAUGUGGCGAAUGCCCCCAAUGCGACAGCUUGCGCUAGCAGUGGGUACAGCGACGGCCACAUCGACAAUAAGCUACUCAACAAUAUAAAUAGCAAUUUUAAUGAGCUCAUAAAAAACUUUAGCUUUGAAAGUGGGCCCGCUCCGAACGCCGCUCUUGGGGAAGUCGAGAAAACGGGGAAGGGAAGGCGGAGAAAGAAUGACAACAGUGCUAGGAAGGCGAAGAAGGAGGGAGCCGUCAAGGAAAGAGGCACGAAGGAGAAACCCGCGAAGAAGGACCCUACCACGGAGAAUGACAACGGCGCGCAAAUCGACAGCAGCGGAAGCAUAGAAAGCGAGGCCAACGCGGAGGACCGCAUCAACCUAGAAAGCAUUGCCAAUGUGGAGAGCAGCGUGAAAUGUGAAAUUACCCUCAACCCCGACGACACCAGCAACUGCGAUAAGGACAACGGUAAGGUGGCCAAUACGGCGAUCAGCGGAAAGACGAAGAAGCCGAGAAAACCAAGAACAAGCAAAAAAAACCCCCUCGCCAAUGCUAGCACACCCCAACUGUUGAUAAGCGAACAAGCACAAAUGGUACCUGCAGACAGUGCGCAAGCGGGGCAAGCAACACAUAGCUACUUUCUCAAUGCAAAUGGAUCGAUCGUUAGUGAAAACGCCAGUGAUGUGAUGAAUCUCAUUCUGAAGGGUAACAUUGGGAACACAGAAACGAGCCUCAUAAACAGUGAAAAUGAAUACAGCUCUGUUUAUAAAGGAAACGAGAAUUCAAUUGAGAGAGGAAUGGCCAGCUUAUGUGACACAAUGAGUUGGCAAGGGAACUCUCAAAGGAAUGAAAAUGAUCUGUACCAACUUGGUAGCAAGUUAAAUGAUAUGAACAGUUCAGGUAAAAAUGGAAAAGUGAAAAAGUAUAGGAAAAAAAAAGAUAAUAACAAUUUGGCGUUAGAAGAUAAAAGAGACAUACCAACAUCAGCAUUGGACAGCAUCUACAUGGAAAAGGAGAAGAAAAAGAAAAAAAAAAAGAAUGACCCUCUGAGUAUCAAUGAGGAUACGAUAAGUGCCCAAAAUGGGGAUAGCAUUUUUUCUCAGAACGGCGACAUGAACAUGGUGAGCGACCUUUCUGUUGAGGUGAAAGGAAACGAGAACUCAAUUGAAGAGAAGUAUCCAAAUGGUGUGGAAGCUGAGUGCGCAGGGGAUAAUGAAGACGUUUCGGCCACGUAUCUGCUAAAUUGCAUGGUCGAAGAUUACAAUAAGGAGAUGAGCAAAAGGAAGAGAAAGGCCUACAGUAAGCAGCCCAGUGAGUCAAAGAAAAAGGCUACAACGAAGGAAGGAGUGAAGAAAGAGGAGUCAGAUCGUAGGGGUAGAAACAGGACGAAGAAAAUGCAAUUGGAGGAGGGGAAAGAAGCGGAAGCAGAAGAGGAAGAAAAAGAGCAGAUUGAGAGGUACCAAAAUGGGCAAAUGCACGCCGUAGAAUGUGAACGUGGUGCCCAUGCGGACAACCGGUAUAGCAUCGAGAAAUCCAAUCUUCUCACGCGAAGAAACAAACAAUUGAAGAAACUUUUCCUCCAACAAGGCAAUAUGCUUUACCCUAGCAUGAAGGGCUCCCAUAUUGUCAACAAUAACUUAAGUGAAAAUAUCAGAUUAAAUGCAAUCAAUGCUAUUAAGAAGAAAUACAAACGGUUCAGCUUUUGCGUAAAUAAGGUGUUCAGAAAGAAGAACAUGAAUGAUAUAAUAGCCUUAAACGAAAAUUUAAAUAAUAACAGAGAACUUUUGUUCUUGUUCAAAAAGAGGGAUGUAAGUAACCUAAAAAGAUUGAACUUCUCCUUCUUCAUGAAUAAAUUAGACAUACAAAAAAUAGACAUGAUUAUAAUGAAGAGGAUAUACAUAUGCGUACAGAAUAUGAAGAACACUUUAGGAUUUAUGUGCGUUAUAAAUAACGUAGAAAAAAUUGUAGAUAUGUUGAAGAAAGCCUUUAGGGAUCGGCUGCAGUUGAUGUGGCCGCUGAUCCAAUUUUCCAGCAAGUAUAGGCUGGACCAAUACUUCCAUCUGUUGACAAAGAACAGGAACAAUUCGCAGUCUAGGUUUAAGGACACUCGGCUGUUCGUGCAUCAGAACAUAGCCCCCUUGAUUGCCUACUUCAAGCAGAGGACCAUUGACGACAAAAUUGUGGAACACUUGAAGAGCCAAAUGAAGCCCAAAAAGAGGAGGAGGAAAAACAAAAACAAGGAUCCCUUCUCGGAGGACAAAUCUUUAGAUUUACUCAAAACUAUAAACACCAUCACGUCGAAGAAUUCCACGACGGAGAGCCUGCUCGACUUUGAGACGGCGCGGACCAAGGCCAGCGAGUUUGCCUUUGUCGGCUAUAACCAGAAGAGGCUCCUGACGCAAAUCACCCCCUACGAUUACAAAAACAUUCUAAAUUCUGAGUUCUGUAACAAACUGUUUACCAUAAAAUGGAGGGAACAACAAGCACUGUUUAUCAACCACCUGCAUUUCGACAUGGUCCCUGAUAAUGAAGAGACAAGAAGUCAUUUCGAAAAAGUAUACAUGAGGUAUAUGGGCUACAAUGAAAAGAAAUUAGCCGUCAAGUUGGAAAAUAAAGCAAAGACAGGAAAAGCCAAAUCUAAAAAUGACAUUGUAGAGGGGGAUAAGACUGAGGGCAAACCGAAGACCUCAAGGAAAAGAAAGACCAACAAAAAUAAUGAAGGUGCUGAGACAGAACCCAAAAUUGCUAAACCGAGGAGGAAAUAUGAACGGGUGAAACCUAGGAAGAGUAAAAACCAGAGUGGGAAUGCGGUGACUGAUCAGGUGGUGCAGAGUGUUGAAGCGGGGCAAAGUGUUGACGCAGCGCAGAAUGUGGGAGCCCCUCAUAAUGCCACGAGUGGCGUCAAUCCCCCGAAUGACCCCGCGGCCAUGGAAAGCACAUCCAAGAAAAAGAUACGUAAACCGCGAGAACAAAAAACGAAAAUUAAAAUAAAAAAUGCACAAAAUAAUGACCUGACCAUUUUUAAGGGCAAUCCAAAUGCAAUCAUUCAGGCAACCUUAGACUUCAUGAAUCCCAACAUGUUUACCUAA
Messenger RNA from Plasmodium inui San Antonio 1, 6273 nucleotides. RefSeq lists its product as hypothetical. The coding region runs from base 1 to 6273 and encodes 2090 amino acids. The record is from RefSeq and is a predicted model, not a curated record. NCBI's taxonomy places the organism in Eukaryota, Apicomplexa, Aconoidasida, Haemosporida, Plasmodiidae. The transcript has 6 exons.